Gongylonema pulchrum is the source of this 573-nucleotide messenger RNA. The record is from the annotation of a GenBank genome assembly. Lineage: Eukaryota; Metazoa; Nematoda; Chromadorea; Rhabditida; Gongylonematidae.
AUGCUGACAGAAAAACCCCCCGUAAAGGAAUGCAUCGGCGUUCGGCAGUUCGAUACCUCUGAGUUUUCCAUUUUCAGAUUCAUUGUAGCAGCUGUGAACUGGGAGCGUAAAAUAUCGAAAGGGGAAUUGCAUGGGCUGGACGACUGUACCAGGAAUUUCCAGUUCUCAAGUGGCAAUGAGGGAUUCCUUUCGAAUCGCGAACGAUUCUCCGAGAAUGCUCUGUACGAGCAGGAGCAGUCGAUGACGAACUGCGCAACACUUGACGCCAUUUUGGAACAGAUCUUAUCGUUCGUCAUACGGGAUUUUGUUGAUUCAUGGUACAGUGGCCUGACAACGGAUCAUCUAUUUAAGGAAAGUUUAAAACGAAGUGCUCGGCGCACAGUUGCUGCUUUCUCUCAGUGCAUCCGGAAGAUGGAUUUCGUGCCACUAUUGACGCAACACAUCAUCGACGAUAUUGCAUCACAUUUUCGGCUUUUUCGUAAAGCGAAGGAGCGUGCACAAGUUCACUAUGGGAAGAGCUAUACAACCGAUGAUUUAGAGACGAUGUUUUUCGAUUUGGAGCUCGAGAUGGAG